Messenger RNA from Drosophila ananassae, 3110 nucleotides. RefSeq names its product methionine-R-sulfoxide reductase B1 (gene SelR). Bases 296 to 925 code for a protein of 209 amino acids. The transcript has 4 exons. The record is from RefSeq and is a predicted model, not a curated record. Gene Ontology annotation, cellular component: cytoplasm. Gene Ontology annotation, biological process: response to oxidative stress; protein repair. NCBI's taxonomy places the organism in Eukaryota, Metazoa, Arthropoda, Insecta, Diptera, Drosophilidae. Gene Ontology annotation, molecular function: peptide-methionine (R)-S-oxide reductase activity.
GCUUUCUCCCCGCCACAAACCGACACACACACGCCCAAAGUGGCCAACUGACAACCCAUCGUGUUGGUUUGCAAAACACACCAGUCUAAAAUAGAACGGAUAAAUGCAAGCAAAGACGGAAGUGGAGAGCGUUGCAUAAAUAUUAGUUUGCGUGGGCGCAGAGGCAAAACAUUGACUUUCAUCCGUUUUCCCGUGUUUAUCCGAGUUCUCCGCCCCUGUGAUUAAAUAAUCAAGCAGCCGCCAGUGCCAAGUGCAGUUGUCACCUUGCAUUUGGCCGAAUAAAGCGAAAUAUAAAAUGUUUUCACUUUCUCGCCACGCACUGCGGCGCACUCGAAAUUUUGCACUUGCCGCCGCCAAUUGUGGUGCAUCUAUUCCAGCUGCCCGCCACUUUGCAGACUCACGUCAAGACAACGAAAACCCAGCAAAGAGGGAUUCCGGAAAGGCAGCGAGGAUGGAGAACAAGAGCGAAAAGGUUACUGUGAACAAGGAGGAGCUCCGCAAGCGCCUGACCCCACUGCAGUAUCAGGUUACCCAGGAGGCGGGCACCGAACGCCCCUUUACAGGUUGCUAUAACAAGCACUACGAGAAGGGCGUCUAUCAGUGCAUCGUGUGCCAUCAGGAUCUGUUCAGCUCGGACACCAAGUACGAUUCCGGCUGCGGCUGGCCGGCAUUCAAUGACGUCCUGGACAAGGGAAAGGUCACUCUGCACCGCGACGCCAGUAUACCAGUAGUCAUUUCGAAAACGCUAGGCAUGGUGCGUACGGAGGUGCGCUGCUCCCGGUGCUCCGCCCACAUGGGCCACGUCUUCGACGACGGACCCCCGCCCAAGCACCGUCGCUUCUGCAUCAACUCCGCGUCCAUCGAUUUUGUGAAGAGUGCGGCGCCAUCGAAACCGGACCCCACAACAGCCUCCUCUAAGAAAUAAGACCGAUCUGCCUGAGCACCGAUCUGCCGACGCAACUUGGCGGUGGAGGAAAAGCCUUAUAUAGACCUGAGAAACACUGAUCCCCGAUGAAAAACGAUUUUAAGAGUAUAUAGUUUAUUGUCAGAUCUAUAAAGAGCUUGAGAUGGAAAUGGGAAAGGAUAUUACUAUAUUUUAUAGCAGUUUAUUAUGCAAAAUGUUAAUCAAAACGUCAAUGCUUGUAAUGACAGUUGUUCGAAUAUGUAUUUUGGAACGGGGAGUGAGAGAUUAUUGUUGUAGAUCAGUCAAGAUCCUUUUAAUUUGAUUGAAUUUAUUUUAUUUGUAUUCUGUCACUGUUUUUCGGUUUCAAGGACAGAUGUUAACCCACUUGAUCAAAAUUACGUGUUAUCGAAAAGCUACCUAGAAAUUUUAUAAGAGUUUAUUGGAAAAUGUUUGCCAAAAGCAAAGUAUUACGAGAAAAGCCUUGUUGAGUAGUUGAAAUGUAUAGGGUUAACUAUAAUUUACUUGGACAUCCCUCGAAGUGUAUUUUCUAGGACGAUAAGAAGGAUCUGCUACAAAUGGAUUAUGGAGAAGGUUUUUUGGUUUUUUUAUUCAAUUUCCUUGGUUGAGUGUCUUUUUCUCUUACCCGACUCUUCAUAUUCGUUUGUUUUAUGCGACAUCAUUAGCUUAUUUCACAUCUCAUUGAGUUCAUGAUCCAAGGUCACAAUUUGGUUAUAUUUUUGGGCCAGGGCCAUUAAGUGUAAAUGUGUGUGCAUAUAUUUUUCUGUGUAGCGUUUUUAUUUUUAUCUAUUUCCGCAUCAGUAUUGAUUUGUUGGUGUUGUUUUUAUUUUAUUUAUGUUAUUUAUUUAUUUUGAAUUAUGCUUACACUUUAUUGCUUUUUUCUCAUGCCCGAUUGUUUUUAAAUAACAUACAUUACUGCAAUGCUUUUACAUUAUAAACAUAAACUUUAUAGAGUGUCUCAAGCAAACUGAAUAAUGUGUAUUUUCAUAUAUUUUCUAUUUCUCUUUUUUUAACUCGCUUCCCAACCAAACAAAACCAAAAACUAAAUGUACGCCUGUAAUCGUUCCUUGGGGGUUUGUUUUGCUAACAAAAAUGAUACAAACACUCACAAUCCAUUGCUGAAAUUGUAACACUCGACACACGAUCCAUAAAACGCUUAAUUAACAAAAAUAAUACGCCGAUCUUGCAAACACAACAAUUUUAUUCACUCUUUGAUUCGUCAUAUUAUUUCGUAUAAUUUAUGUGAUUUCAUUUCACUUGUCAACUGUUUCUUUACUGUUUACUCUGCUGCACUUGGAACUCUCACUCCUCUCUCUUUCUGUUGCUCCUACACACCUGUUCCCCCACCUGCUGCACUCUCAUAUUAUUUGCCGAUCCAUUCGCUAUCUUUUCACACCCAUUUUGCAAUACGAUUUCUGUUAUUUUCUCUUUCAACAAAAAACCUCUUGAAUUAACCUUAAAAACGCGAAACGAAACAAACGAUAAAUUAUUGUAAAAAAAAAUUAUUGUCAAAACAAAACUGCGCUACAAUUAAUCCCACAAAUGGCAAAAUACAAUUAAAAAGGGGGCAAUAUUUUACUACUAAUCGCACAUCCAGAACGCAUACGCACCGAGGUCCGAUGCGCCCGCUGCUCCGCCCACAUGGGACACGUUUUCGAGGAUGGACCCAAGCCGACGCGCAAGCGCUACUGCAUCAAUUCCGCCUCCAUCGAGUUUGUAACCGGCGAGAAGGAUCCUUCCGCCUCCAGUCCACCUGUGGCUACGCCCACCUCGGCACCCAUUGCCCAGCAAUGAGACCCAUGGUAGCAGGAAGCUGGCGCUUGAGAACAAUCACCAGAGAGAGAAUGGAUAAGGCGUAACCGAAGAGUCUAACCUCAAUGUUGCUGUUAAGAUGUUUUUUUAACGUGUAUUUUCUAACUUUCCGCAUAUGUGGCCAAUUUUAGCUUGUAGUCGUCAGUCAGUCAGUCAGUCAGUCUCCGUCUGUUUCUACAUAAAUAUAUUAGGGAAGCGUAGGCCUCAUUUCCGGGAUACCCCCGACGUGUGUCUUCUGUUUGUGUAAAUAGCUAACGUACUCCCAUCCAAAAUCUUUGUUAAUCACACUCACACAAUCAAAUACUCUGUACCACAUUCGAAACAUUACUAAUUAUAAAGUGAGCGCGCUAAAUAAACGUGUAUUUUUUACAAUGAA